Pundamilia nyererei is the source of this 3246-nucleotide messenger RNA. It is a transcript of the gene abcg1, whose product is annotated as ATP-binding cassette, sub-family G (WHITE), member 1. Gene Ontology annotation, molecular function: ABC-type sterol transporter activity; ATP binding; ATP hydrolysis activity. Gene Ontology annotation, cellular component: plasma membrane. Lineage: Eukaryota; Metazoa; Chordata; Actinopteri; Cichliformes; Cichlidae. The coding region runs from base 329 to 2263 and encodes 644 amino acids. The transcript is spliced from 15 exons. Gene Ontology annotation, biological process: cholesterol efflux; cholesterol homeostasis; transmembrane transport. The record is from RefSeq and is a predicted model, not a curated record.
AACACCCUCGCAGCGUACCGUUGUUAUGAUGGCUGAGAUUAUCCACAGAGACCAAACAUCAUGACUCACUGCUGCCUCUGCUGGAGGAGGUGCAGUUAUAAUCGAGACCUCCUUGUGGCCCCUCCUAAUGUCUGCCCGGGCUGUGAUGAUGUCACAGCACUGUUUCGGGGUGUGACAAUCAAAUUCCACGUGGGGGCGGGGCUCCAGUAGCCACGCCCAUGACUGGAAGUUUUGAAAGUUUAGUAGCUCUCACAGAGCGGACUCGUGCUGGGAGGAUAGAAGCCUUUCUCCUUUCUUAACACGUAAUACCAACGGCCCCCCUGACCUUAUGUUGGAUCCCCGGACAGUUUGUCUUUGUAUGGAUGAGGUGGUCAACAAGCGGCUGGCUGGCAGCCAGCAGACGCCACUGCUGCAGGGACACCUGAAGAAGGUGGACAACAACCUGAUGGAGGCCCAGAGGUUCUCCUCAUUACCUCGCAGACCCGCGGUCAACAUUGAGUUCAAAGACGUCUCCUUCGUGGUCAGAGAGGGACCCUGGUGGAGGAAGAAAGGUUACAAAACUCUGCUCAAAGCCAUCUCUGGGAAAUUCACCAGUGGGGACCUGGUGGCUAUCAUGGGGCCCUCAGGAGCCGGAAAGUCCACGCUCAUGAAUAUCCUGGCCGGGUACAGGGAGACGGGGAUGAAGGGCGAGAUCUUGAUCAACGGGCAGCCCAGAGACCUGCGCUCUUUCCGGAAGGUUUCCUGUUACAUCAUGCAGGACGACAUGCUGCUGCCUCACCUCAGUGUCCAGGAGGCCAUGAUGGUGUCGGCCAGCCUGAAGCUGCAGGAGAAGGAGGAGGCGCGCAGAGACAUGGUCCGGGACAUCCUGAUGGCUCUGGGUCUGCUGGAAUGUGCUCAAACCAAGACGUCUCACCUGUCGGGGGGGCAGAGGAAGCGGCUGGCCAUCGCUCUGGAGCUUGUCAACAAUCCGCCGGUCAUGUUCUUUGAUGAACCCACGAGUGGCCUGGAUAGCUCGUCAUGUUUCCAAGUGGUGUCUCUGCUCAAAGCUCUGGCUCGAGGAGGACGGACGGUUAUCUGCACCAUCCACCAGCCGAGCGCAAAACUGUUCGAGCUCUUCGACAAGCUGUACGUGCUGAGUCAGGGUCAGUGUAUCUACAGGGGACAGGUGUCCAGUCUGGUCCCGUACCUGAGAGACCUCGGGCUUAACUGCCCCACGUACCACAACCCCGCUGACUUCGUGAUGGAGGUGGCAUCCGGAGAGUACGGGGACCAGAUGAUCAGGCUGGUGACGGCAGCUCAGGAGAAGAAGUGUGAGAAAGACCACCAGCCCGAGCUCAACGGAGACAGCACCCUCCACCCCUUCCUGUGGCAGCGCACAGAGGAGGAGAGCUCAUCGUCUGAAGGCUGUCACAGCUUCUCUGCUAGCUGCAUGACGCAGUUCUCCAUCCUGUUCAGGAGGACCUUUCUCAGCAUCCUCAGAGACUCGGUGCUGACUCACCUGAGGAUCUCGUCUCACAUUGGGAUCGGCGUUCUUAUUGGUCUGUUGUAUCUGGGUAUCGGGAACGAAGCCAAGAAGGUCCUGAGUAACUCGGGGUUCCUCUUCUUCUCCAUGCUGUUCCUCAUGUUCGCCGCUCUGAUGCCCACGGUGCUCACCUUUCCUCUGGAGAUGGGCGUCUUUCUGAGAGAACACCUCAACUACUGGUACAGCCUGAAAGCGUACUACCUGGCCAAAACCAUGGCUGAUGUCCCCUUCCAGGUAGUGUUCCCGGUGGUGUACUGCAGUAUCGUGUACUGGAUGACGGCUCAGCCUCCGGACGCUGGCCGGUUCUUCCUCUUCCUGUCUCUGGGGAUUCUGACAUCUCUGGUGGCUCAGAGUCUGGGUCUGCUUAUCGGAGCCGCCUCCACCUCUCUGCAGGUGGCCACGUUUGUGGGUCCGGUCACGGCGAUCCCGGUUCUGCUGUUCUCCGGGUUCUUCGUCAGCUUCGAUACCAUCCCCUGGUACCUGCAGUGGAUGUCCUACAUCUCUUACGUCAGGUACGGGUUUGAAGGCGUCAUCCUGUCCAUCUACAGCCUGGGUCGUGAUGAUCUUCACUGCGAUGAAGGUGAGGCGUGUCACUUCCAGAAGUCUGAGGCAAUCCUCAAGGAGCUGGACAUGCUGGACGCCAAACUCUACCUGGACUUCAUUGUCCUCACCAUCUUCUUUUUCUCUCUGAGACUCAUUGCUUAUUUUGUCCUCCGGUACAAAAUCAGCUCUGAGAGGUAGAGCGGGGCCGGGAGGAAGAGGAGUCGCCGCAGAGCAAGAGCCCGGAGGCCGAAGAGCAGCUGUCCAGUUUGUCUCCACUUUGACUCGCUCUUAAACAACACAUGAAGAAGAGAUGGCGUGUGAGGGCACCGCAGGCCUACAGGGGGAGAUCUCAUGGUCUCAUGGAGGUCCUGUGGGACCAGGAGCUGGUCUUCUGGAUCCUGGAGGUUUCACCAUGCCACAUCCUGACUGAUUUCUACUUUUUAGAAUAAAAGCCUCUGCAGUUGCAGGAUGACGACAUCUCUGCCUCUUUAGUUUAUUGCUGAGGUCAAAGGUGAGAGCAGCACAGAGGCCCUGAUUUCCUGAGUUCUGUCCUUCACGUUUAAGCAUCCUGCCUCUGCAGAUCCACUGAAGGCAGUGAUGCAGGAAUGUUUCAGAUUUUGCAAAUCCUGGAAAACUGUUGGAUGAAGUUUUCGGCAGUGCAUUUAAAAGUUUUUUUAAUCUUCCAUCCACCCGACCGACAUUCACACACAAAGACACAUGAUGUCAAACAAAAAUCUUCUAGAUCCUGGAAGCUUUUCUUUUGAGGCUAAAACAAAACUCAGUGGGCUGCUGGUGAAAACUAACUGGGAUAAAAAUGAUGAAAAAUCAAACUUUUGAGCAGAAAGUGUUUAGGAGUAAAUCCACAUGAUUCAGAUAUAAAAGUUUUACAAUAAAUAUGAAUAAAAAUCAUUGUCUGGAACCUGUUUAAGCACAAAUAUUACAUCUGUUUACUUUGAUAAAAUUCACAUUAAAUAAAUUUUAGAAAACUUUCCUGUGAAAAAACAGAAAAACUGAUAUUUCAAUAAAACAAUAAAAGAAUAAUUACCCACACCGUGUUCUGAAAGGUAGGAUGAACAAAACAAUGAAAAUAUCAACAAUAUUUGUCAUGUUGAGAUGCUGUUUAUUCCUGAUCAUUUCACUGGCUGUGACAGAACUAAUUAAACUGAAUUAUGGGAACAUUA